Vavraia culicis subsp. floridensis is the source of this 1082-nucleotide messenger RNA. RefSeq lists its product as uncharacterized. The transcript has a single exon. NCBI's taxonomy places the organism in Eukaryota, Fungi, Microsporidia, Pleistophoridae. The record is from RefSeq and is a predicted model, not a curated record. Gene Ontology annotation, cellular component: nucleus. Gene Ontology annotation, molecular function: mRNA binding. The coding region runs from base 1 to 1056 and encodes 351 amino acids.
AUGACCGAUCUGAGAAAGCAGUUAGAGUUUUACUUCAGCAAUCAGAAUUACCACAAAGACACGUAUCUCAGAACAACGUGUGAAGAAAAUGAGGGAAUUCCCAUAGAAAAAAUUCUUAAGUUCAAAAAAUUGCAGCCCUGUAAUUACAGCGAGGAUGAUAUCAAGGAAGCACUGAAGGACAGCAAAAUUGUCAAGGUGAACGGUGAAAAACUGAUAAAGGUCCAUGAUACAAGCUAUGAUGAAUAUGUGACUAGAAAGCACACUGAUUACACCGUUGUUAUAGGGGGCAUCGAUAAAGACUUAUCAUUAGAAGAGAUAGAAUCUGGGCUAUGCAAGUACUUUGUGCCUAAGCUGAUCAGGAUGAUGAAAAACGGCAAGAGAAAGUUUCUUGGCAUCGUAAAAGUUGAGUUGGAAAGUGUUGAGGAAGUGGAAAGAGUGCUGAAGAUGGAUAUUCCCGCGUUCGGUAAGAAAGAUAUUGAAGAAAAGACGGGUGAAGGAUCGAAGGAUGAUCUUGACGUAGUGGAAAAGGAUGAUGUGCCCAAAAACAAAAAAAUAGAAACUGAGGAUACAGAAAAUGUUGCUGAUGACCACGAAUCGGGAGAAGACAAGAAAAAAAACACGGAAAGCAAAGAAGAACCAGCGCAGGCCGAAUCAGGAGCCACAAAAAAGAAGAAAGAUGAUGAAAGUGUUAAGAAGAUCAAAAGGAACCUGUUGAAGAUUUAUACCGAGGAAGAUUACCAAAAAAUGAAAGGCUCCAAUGGCAGUAGCACCGAAAAACGAGAUGAAUUCCUCGUCAAAAACAAGGAUAAAUUGUACAAAUUUAUUAGCGAUAAGGAAUGGACGAUAAAGGACAUGAAAGAUGCCGUUAAAAAUGUUGUUUUUGUUGAUUUGGAUAAAAAAGUUUUGCGGUUUAAGGAUGCUCCUGAAGAAGAGAGUACCAAGAUUAAUGAUGAGCUAGAGAUAUUGCGGAUGAGAGAUGAGGAGUGCAAGGAAUAUGCUGACGGCAUAAAAUUUGGAGACCAAAAAAAAAGUAGGAAAAGAAAGAUGAGGUCAUGAAUUAAUAAAUUCUACUUGUUUUACCA